CACAUGUUUAAUGCAAAUAAUCCCUCUGAAUUUUUUCAAGGGUAGGUUGGGCACAUCUUGACCCCCAGACCCCUAAAGAGUUGAUUAUAUGGGUUGUUCAUUGUAGAAAAUUGCUACAACAACAACAUUAUCCCAAUGCCUCAAAGGCUUUGUUCUUAUUGAAUGCAAACGGAAAGAUUUUCGUAUUUUUAUCUAGACUGCCAAUUUUUGCUAAAGCAUUCUAACAUCAUGUUUCUUCAUUCUCAAGUCUCAAGUAACAUCUUGAAUUGGAUUGUGCAGUUAUGGCUGUAGAAAAUGGAGUUGAUGCAUGGAAAGUUUUAGAUGAUUUAACCAAUCACAUAGAUCUUAUUUUAACCGAAGUAACUAUGCCAUAUUUGUCAGGCAUUGGCCUGUUAUCAAAGGUUAUGAACCACAGAACUCACAAAAGUGUACCUGUGAUCAUGAUGUCAUCAAAUGAUUCUAUGGGAAUAGUCUUCAAGUGUUUGUCAAAGGGUGCAGUGGACUUUUUAGUGAAGCCUAUUAGGAAGAAUGAGCUUAAAAAUCUCUGGCAACAUGUUUGGAGGAAAUGUCACAGUUCAGGUGGUAGUGGGAGUGAAAGUGGGAUACGCAUAGAAAAGUCCACAAAAGCGAAAAAUAUUGAAGGUGUAGAAGAUAGCAGUGAUGGCAAUGAUGACAAUGCAAGUGAUAAUGGAAGUGGCACUCAGGGUUCAUGGUCAAAACGAGCAAUUGAAGUGGAAAGCCCUCAGGCCAUGUUGCAAUGGGAUGAAUUAGCUAAACCCAUUGACAGCACUUGUGCUCAGGCCAUUCAUUCAAGACCAGAAGCACAAAGUUCAAAUUGGGUUCCUACAAAUUCUGGCAGAGAAUACCAAGGUGUUAAAGAUGAACACGUAGGAAAUGCCUCAAUGGGCAAGGAUCUGCAGAUAGGAGUAGCAAGCACUCCAAACUUGCAGAUUAAUGCUGAAGAAGGGUCAAAAGAUGAAGAGACAUUGAUUGGAAAGCUAGAGGAGCUGAACACCGCUCAAAAGAGUGAGUUAAGAGGCGAGGAUACUGCCAAUGGUGUUCUGACCAAAGAAACAGGAACUUAUGAUAACACGACGACAAAAGAGAUGCCCUCACUUGAACUCAGUUUGAUGCAACACAGAGAAGUUGGAGACAGUGGGACCACGAUGCAAGAACGCAAUAUACUGAGGCACUCGGGCCAAUCAGCAUUCUCAAGGUAUGGUGGUGGUACUACUGCUACAACUUCUGCUAACAAUCAGGCUCCAACUGGAAAUGUGGGAAGCUGCUCUAAUGUUGACAACAACAACAACAACUACAACUACAACUACAGCAACAACAACUACAACAACAACUACAACAACAAUAGUUCGGAAGUAGCAAAAACUGGAUCAAUGCAUAAUUCAAGUAGCAUACCCAAUCAUCAGUCAAAUGGCAGUGGUAACAAUAUCCAUGAUGUGGGCUCAUCAACCAAUAAAAUUCCAGUGAAGCCGCCAGAAACGAAGAUCCCGUUUGGAAAAGUUGAUUCCGUGGCACAGGCGGCCUUAGUACAGUCGAGGGUGAUGAUGCAGCAGCAGCAGGUUCAAGUUCAGCACCACCAUCACCAUUACCAUCACCAUCAUCACCAUAUGCAUAGCCAGCAGCAACAACAACAUCAAAAUGACUCUUUGCCUGCUAGAGGAAAUGGUGAAGAUGCUCCACACUAUAUGUUAGGGGGUGAAGGGAACUACACGAGUGCAUCGGGAAGUAACAAUGGAAGCAAUGGGCAGGAUGAAAGCAACCCUGCCGUGGUUGGCGAGGAAACAACUAACGACAACAUGGAUACUGAAGACGAGACGGAAGCAAUAUGGAAAGCUGGCGGUGGCAGCCUUGAACAAGUUCCGGCAAAAAAGGAAAGAGAGGAACUUCGGUAAAAAGGUUCGGUAUCAAAGCAGGAAGAGAUUGGCCGAGCAGAGGCCACGCGUCCGCGGACAAUUUGUGAGCCUGUCUUCUUCCCCCGACAACAACGGCAAAGGCAAAGCAAGUGAUUCAAAUAGCUGACCUCGGCCUGCCUGGUCACUCGAUGAUGGUGCUUGCAAUGUGUGUAUUAUGUGUACGUGGUGGUGGUGGUGGUGGCGGCGGCGGCGGUGGUGGCGGUAAGCAGCAUUGGGAUAUGGAGUCUAGUUACUAGCAGUUAAAAAAUAUGUUUGGUUGUUGGACCCCAUUAUUCAUUCCCACACGAUUGAUUUGUGUUUAUGUCUCUAGUCUUUAAAAUAAUCAUUUACUCGUAAUUAUUAGGACACACAAACACUUUGCUAGCGCUCAUUUACUAAUGAAUAACCACUUAACAAGCGCUGUGUUACUUGUUUC
Molecule: messenger RNA, 2346 nt
Organism: Cuscuta campestris
Lineage: Eukaryota; Viridiplantae; Streptophyta; Magnoliopsida; Solanales; Convolvulaceae
Source: the annotation of a GenBank genome assembly